Sinocyclocheilus rhinocerous is the source of this 2395-nucleotide messenger RNA. RefSeq names its product thyrotropin-releasing hormone-degrading ectoenzyme-like. NCBI's taxonomy places the organism in Eukaryota, Metazoa, Chordata, Actinopteri, Cypriniformes, Cyprinidae. The transcript is spliced from 16 exons. Bases 1 to 2010 code for a protein of 669 amino acids. Gene Ontology annotation, cellular component: cytoplasm; membrane. The record is from RefSeq and is a predicted model, not a curated record. Gene Ontology annotation, molecular function: zinc ion binding; metalloaminopeptidase activity; peptide binding. Gene Ontology annotation, biological process: proteolysis; peptide catabolic process.
AUGUCCUUACUGAUGAGAAUCAAAGAGGAACAGUUUCUUCCUCAUCAGUCUUCACGUGGUUCCUCACACGUGCCCAGAAAUCCAGCAAAACCUCCUGGGAAGCAGAAGAGCGUGCAUGGCCACAGACUUGUGUUUCUCGCGGUGACGCAGUUCUCUCCGACUCACGCUAGAAAGGCCUUCCCGUGUUUCGACGAGCCCAUCUAUAAAGCCACAUUCAGAGUGAGUCUGAAACACGAGAGCUCGUAUCAGUCGCUGUCCAACAUGCCAGUGGAGGCCUCGACGUCUGACGAGGACGGAUGGGUGACCAACCAUUUCUCCAGGACGCCCCGCAUGUCCACGUACUACCUGGCCUGGGCCGUGUGCAACUUCACCUACAGAGAAGCAGUUACAGACAGUGGAGUUGUGAUUCGGCUGUACGCCAGACCUGACGCCAUCCAGAGCGGAUCGGGGGACUACGCUCUGCACAUCACCAAGAGACUCCUGCACUUUUACCAGGAUUACUUCAAAGUGAAAUAUUCCCUCCCUAAAUUAGAUCUCCUGGCAGUGCCGAAGCAUCCGUAUGCAGCCAUGGAGAACUGGGGCCUGAGUGUGUUUGUGGAGCAGAAGAUCUUGUUGGAUCCUGACGUCUCUUCCUUCUCCUAUCAGAUGGAGCUCACCAUGGUGGUGGUGCACGAGAUCUGCCAUCAGUGGUUUGGGGAUCUAGUCACACCGGUUUGGUGGGAGGAUGUUUGGCUGAAGGAGGGAUUCGCUCAUUAUUUCGAGUACAUCGGGACUGAUUUCCUCUUUCCAAAGUGGAACAUGGGAGCCGCUCUGAUCCGAAUGCUGGCUAACGUCAUGGGACAGCCGCUAUUCCAGAGAGGCCUCACUGAUUACUUGAUGACGCACAUGUACGGGAACGCGGCGAGAGAUGACUUGUGGAACAAAUUCUCCGAGGCCAUGCAGCGGGAGGGAAAGGACAUCAACAUCACACAGGUCAUGGACCGCUGGACGCUGCAGAUGGGUUACCCUGUCGUCACCAUUAGCAAGAACGACAGUCUUGACAACAGUGUCACCAUCUCACAAGAGCACUUCGUCUAUGACACCGACGCCAAGAUCCAGAAUCCUGAGCUGUUCAACAAAAGAGCGGGGUAUUUGCCCCAAAACGUCCCCCUGCAGAUGAUCUCGUAUUUGUCUCAGGAGACUGAGUUUCUGCCGUGGCACGCUGCUAGUCGAGCUCUUUACCAGCUGGACAAACUCCUGGACCGCACUGAAGACCACAGCCUGUUCAGCGACUAUGUUCUUAGACAGGUGGAACCGAAGUAUCACAAGUUGGGCUGGCCAGCCACUUCCCCUGAGGGCUCCUUCAUGCAGGCGGCUUAUCAGACCGAAGAGCUACAGAGAGAGGUAAUCAUGCUGGCCUGCAGUUUUGGAAACAAACACUGUCACCGGCAGGCUGUUUCUCUCAUUUCAGACUGGAUUUCCAGCAACAAGAACAGGAUUCCACCCAACGUGCGGGACAUUGUGUACUGCACAGGUGUUUCUCUGAUGGAUGAGGAUGUGUGGGAGUUUAUCUGGAUGAAGUUUCACUCCUCUACAGCCAUCUCUGAGAAGAAGGUUCUUCUGGAGGCCUUGACCUGCAGUGACAACAUCUUCCUGCUCAACAGGCUCCUGAAUCUGUCCCUCACCUCUGACCUGGUGCCGACUCAGGAAGUGAUCGAUGUCAUCAUACAUGUGGGCCGCAAUCCGCUUGGAAGACAUUUAGCGUGGAGAUAUUUCCGCGAGAAGUGGGACAUAUUGAAUUCCAGGUAUGGAGAGGCCUUAUUUAUGAACUCAAAAUUAAUCAGCGGCGUGACAGAGUUUCUCAACACUGAGGCCGAGUUGAAUGAGCUGAAAGAGUUCAUCCUGAUCAGCGGGGGAGAGUCGGCACCUGCGUUCGCUCGAGCCAUUGAGAUCGUUCAAGCGAAUGUAAAAUGGCACGUCCUGUUCCAGCAACAGUUUUACCGGUGGAUGCGGAAAGCUCUCGACGGUUAGCCUCUAUUAGCAUGGAAACCCUAUCAGACAUUUCCAGGCCAGAGACGUGAGGACACUUGCGUGAAAUUAAAAAUAAAACAUUUACGGACUCCGAGAAACAGCAAAAUUUAACUAUUUCCCUGCCGUUUCUGAAACUACCCCAGGCACUGACAGACCAAGACGAAUUCGCAGAGAACAGCGCCGCCCUCCUGGCCAGCACAGUCACUGCACAAUAGACAAUAUAAGGUGGAGGAAAAGGACAACUUGUAGAAAAUGAAUCGAAGAAAUUGCAUCACUCAAUAUAGUAACUGAUGGAAUGAAAUUUGCACUUUUGAUUUAACAGGAACCAGUUGAGUUUCAUUUUACACUAGAACAUACAUGUAGAUUGGCUUGAUUAGACUGCUAA